Tetrahymena thermophila SB210 is the source of this 840-nucleotide messenger RNA. RefSeq lists its product as hypothetical. NCBI's taxonomy places the organism in Eukaryota, Ciliophora, Oligohymenophorea, Hymenostomatida, Tetrahymenidae. The record is from RefSeq and is a predicted model, not a curated record. The transcript is spliced from 2 exons.
AUGAAUGGAGAUAUAACAGCCAAUUAUAUUUUUAAUCUAAAUUUUACCUUUUUAAAACUUUUAAUUAAGAAAAAGGAGGAGAUUGAAUACCUUAAAGCGAAAUAAUAGAAGGCAUUCAAUAUCAGUGCUAUUUUUAGAAUAAAUAAGCUUAAAUCCGUCAAAAUAGUCAAUAUUUUUUGGAUCUUGCUUCAUUAUUUUAAAAAGUAAUCAGAAAUAUAAUAAUAAUUUUAAAAUUCUUAGAUUUAUAUUUUUACAUGCAAUAAUGCUUUUUAAUUAUUGCCUUAUUAUGUUAUGAUACUUAAAUGUACUAUAAGAUUUUAGUUAUUGUAUCCAUUGCUCCCAAGUGAUUAAUGCAUAUUUUUGUAGCUAAGUUAUAAAUCAUAUUCUAAUUCUUAUAAUUCUAUUUAGCUAUUUUAAUCAUUUUCUUAAGUAGAAUAUCAAUUUAAAAUAAUUCAAUAUAUUUUUGAGAAAUAUUAAAAUUUAAUAACUUAAAUAACUCCAUUCAAAUUAAUUUUUGAAGGUUUGACUAAAGUUGAUUUGAGAUUAUAUAAAUAGUAAUUACAAUAUGUUUAAAUUAUGAAAAAAAUAGUAGUUUUAUAAAGUAUUAAAAACCACCUUUUAAUUUUUAUCAAUCAUACUUUUUAAUUUAUAUAAAAAUAUAUCAAGAUACAAAUAGGGUAUGUAUUGAAGAAUAAAAAUAAGUACUGUAAAAUGUUUAUAACUCGUUAUAUUUAUACCCAUUUUUAAGAGAGUCUAAUUUAAAUGAUUCGUUUAUUUUUUGAUUCUUAUAAGGCUGGGUAGGCAAAAAAGUAGAGGGAAAUAAGUAUAUUUUUUGUUUGA